AAAGAAGUAGAGAGAGAAGGCGAAGGAAAAAGGGGUUUUCUUCUUCAGCUGAAAAAAAUUCACACUUCUUCAACUGCUCCGCUUUCUUCUCCGGCGACUCCGCCGCCGCCUACUCCACUAUCCUCGUCGGAAGAUGUGAUCCACACUUCUUUUCUCUCUCGCGGUGUUUAAUUUUUCACUGUUUCUCUCUCAUAAGUGAGUUCUUGCCUUUGAGACAGUUUAGUCUUUCUAGCAUUAGGUGAGGAACGAGAUGGAUGAAAGCGGACGAGAGAACACAAGACAGAGGAUGGAUGGCUACCAUAAGGUGCCAGUGCCACAGUGGAAUCCGAUGCCCCAGUAUCAGAUUAAGGAGCCAAUUGCAUUCCAACUUAAUUCCAAACUCAUGAUGCUCUGCAACGAAAGGGAUGAUGCCACACGAGAGCGAGACAGAGCACUGACUGAGAAGAAGUCGGCUUUGGAUGAAAGAGACGUGGCUAUUAAGCAACUAGAUGCAGCAAUCGCAGAGAGGGAUGAAGCCCUAAGAGAACGCGACAAUGCCAUUGCUGCACUUCAAUUCCAUGAGAGCACAAUGAACGAUCUAGUGAACAGUAGUGCACGUGGAUCUAAGCGUGCACAUCAUCCUAUGAAAGAAGAUUGCAUACGUGACGCAUUUCCAGUGUCCCAGGUUCCACACGAAUCUCCAGUUCCAAAGAAAGGGACGAGGGCGAAAGCUAACAAGGAUGCUCAGGCGAGAUCUGCUAGAUCACCAAAGAAAGUGAAGAAGAUAGGGGAGGAUCUGAAUAGGCAAGUCAAAACCGAAGGCUACAAGACUGAAUGGGAUGCUCAGGAUCUUGGUUCCAUGAACCAGAUAAUGUUUGAUGAGUCGAGCAUGCCAGGGCCCGUUUGCUCAUGCACUGGAGUUCCCCGGCAGUGCUACAAGUGGGGCAAUGGGGGCUGGCAGUCUUCAUGCUGCACCACCUCCCUGUCGAUGUACCCUCUGCCUCAAAUGCCGAACAAGAGGCAUGCACGGAUGGGAGGCCGGAAAAUGAGUGGGAGCGUCUUCAGCAGAUUGCUCACGAGACUGGCGGAAGCCGGGCAGGAUUUGUCGGUUUCCGUUGAUUUGAAAGAGUACUGGGCUAAACAUGGAACAAAUCGCUACAUUACCAUCAAGUAAUGUUCUUCCUCGGUUUCGGAUGAAUUAAGCAAGGCCUCAAAUUGGUUGAGUUACAUUUCACUUCUUGAUGGCCUUUGGUUGUGCACUUUGUUAUGUGGGGUUAGAUUGGAGAUGCUAAGUAAUGUUGUAAAUUUGUAACAUUUCAGUUUGGGUUAAGAGUUUGUGUGUUUUCGUGUGUAUCGUCGAUCCAAACAACUUAGUUGGGAAGACGUUUUCUUUCCAACCAGUUGGUCGGAGGUUCAAGUCUUGUUGUAUGACUAUGGGAUCAAUGAAAAACCAUCAUCGAUUCUCGCAAA
Salvia hispanica is the source of this 1449-nucleotide messenger RNA. Its product is annotated as protein BASIC PENTACYSTEINE4-like. The record is from RefSeq and is a predicted model, not a curated record. Lineage: Eukaryota; Viridiplantae; Streptophyta; Magnoliopsida; Lamiales; Lamiaceae. Gene Ontology annotation, biological process: response to ethylene. Gene Ontology annotation, molecular function: sequence-specific DNA binding; DNA-binding transcription factor activity. Gene Ontology annotation, cellular component: nucleus.